Messenger RNA from Vicia villosa (hairy vetch), 453 nucleotides. RefSeq lists its product as uncharacterized. Bases 1 to 453 code for a protein of 150 amino acids. The record is from RefSeq and is a predicted model, not a curated record. The transcript has a single exon. NCBI's taxonomy places the organism in Eukaryota, Viridiplantae, Streptophyta, Magnoliopsida, Fabales, Fabaceae.
AUGGUUUAUGGUAAGACUUGCCAUUUACCCGUUGAGAUGGAGCACAAAGCUUUUUGGGCGUUAAAGCUUUUAAAUUUUGAUCCUAACUUGGCCGGUGAAAAAAGAAAAGUUCAAAUUCAUGAGUUGGAUGAAUUGAGACUUAAUGCCUACAAUUCCAACAAAAUUUAUAAGGAAAAGGUCAAAUUUUAUCAUGAUAGCAAAAUUCGGCAAAAAGAUUUCCAAGUUGGUCAAAUGGUGCUUCUCUUCAAUUCCCGUUUGAGACUUUUUCCGGGAAAAUUGAAGUCAAAAUGGUCUAGACCGUUUUUGGUCAAGGAGGUGAAGCAUUUUGGAGCAAUUGUGGUAGAAGACCCGAAAUCCAAAGAAACAUGGACUGUUAACGGGCAAAGAUUGAAAGUGUACCGUGGGUGCGAGUUCAAUAGAGAAACAAGUGUGCUUGCUCUUAGUGAUCCUUGA